Closterium sp. Naga37s-1 is the source of this 216-nucleotide messenger RNA. Lineage: Eukaryota; Viridiplantae; Streptophyta; Zygnematophyceae; Desmidiales; Closteriaceae. The record is from the annotation of a GenBank genome assembly.
AUGAAGGUUAAUUGGCACUGGGUGGAGGAGUGGGUGAACCCCCUCUUCGCCACAGCUGCUGAAGACGCGGAGGCUGCUGUGGCGAUGGAUCACGAGGAUUGCGGGGACCUGCCGCCGGAAGAGGAGGAGGAGGAGGAGGAGGAGGAGGAGGAGGAGGAGGAGGAGGAGGAGGAGGAGGAGGAGGAGGAUGUGCAGGAGGACGAGGAGCAGGAGUGA